Molecule: messenger RNA, 1341 nt
Organism: Fusarium falciforme
Lineage: Eukaryota; Fungi; Ascomycota; Sordariomycetes; Hypocreales; Nectriaceae
Exons: 2
Coding region: 352-1341 (329 amino acids)
Biological process (GO): protein phosphorylation
Cellular component (GO): nucleus; cytoplasm
Molecular function (GO): cyclin-dependent protein serine/threonine kinase activity; ATP binding
Source: RefSeq, a predicted model, not a curated record
GCGGCAACUACGAGGAAAGGCUGCGCGAGUCGAAAAGCGACCAGGGCGAGAAAAAAAAGAGGGCGACUUUGCUACUCCGUCACCAACACCAGGCAGCUCCAGGGAGAAGGAAAUCAUCUCUUGCUUUCUUCUUUGCUAAUUUCUUCAUUCCCGGGACCCUCCGACUUCCUUUUGACACCCUCUACAAGUGUUCGAGUCCCGAGUUCCAACCCAAAAGUCAAAGUCGGUGACACUCCAUUCCUCAACCGCCAGCCGAACAUCCACCCACCGCUCGCUACCCAAACGUUUGCUGUUGCCGCCUCACCCUCUCUUUUAUCCACCAGAACCUUUUUGCGCAAGGAACGAUUCAUCAUGGACGGAAAGCGACAUCCCAGCUCGUUCCAGCAGCUCGAGAAGCUGGGCGAGGGUACCUAUGCCACGGUUUUCAAAGGGCGUAACAGGCAAACUGGAGAGCUCGUGGCGCUCAAGGAAAUCCAUCUCGAUUCCGAAGAGGGCACCCCGUCGACCGCCAUCCGAGAGAUUUCCCUUAUGAAGGAGCUCAAGCACGAAAACAUUGUUGGACUGCACGAUGUCAUCCACACCGAGAACAAGCUCAUGCUCGUCUUCGAGUACAUGGACGGCGAUCUUAAAAGAUACAUGGACACCCACGGCGAGCGCGGCGCCCUCAAGCCUGCCACCAUCAAGUCGUUCAUGUACCAGCUUCUCAAGGGUAUUGACUUCUGCCACCAGAACCGUGUCCUCCACCGCGAUCUGAAGCCCCAGAACCUGCUCAUUAACAGCAAGGGUCUGCUCAAGCUCGGUGACUUUGGUCUCGCCCGCGCCUUUGGCAUCCCCGUCAACACCUUCUCCAACGAAGUCGUCACCCUAUGGUACCGUGCCCCCGACGUUUUGCUUGGUAGCCGAACAUACAACACAAGCAUCGACAUUUGGUCUGCCGGCUGUAUCAUGGCCGAAAUGUUCACCGGCAGGCCGCUAUUCCCUGGAACCACCAAUGAGGACCAGAUUAUCCGCAUCUUCCGCAUUAUGGGGACACCCACAGAGCGCACCUGGCCCGGCAUUACUCAGUUUCCCGAGUACAAGCCGACUUUCCAGAUGUACGCCACCCAGGACCUCCGGAACAUUCUCCCGGCCAUUGACUCAACCGGUAUCGAUCUGCUGCAAAGGAUGCUCCAGCUUCGACCAGAGUUGCGAAUCAGUGCCCACGAGGCCCUCCAGCAUGCUUGGUUCAGUGAUCUGUUGAUGCACCCACAGCAACAACAGCAACAGCAACAGCAAGCUCUUCAGGCACAGGCCCGUGCCUAUCCCCAGUCGGUCCCAGGCCAAGGUUUCGACGCCUACUAG